UUGCCUUUAUGCGACGUUGAUACCGACACUCAGUUCGAUAGUUCAGUUUUUUCUCAUGGCUCUUUGGGAAAGACGGAUAUCUCUGCUGUCAGCAUUCGGAACACUUCAUCGCACAAUGAGGUCACUACGUCAACGAUUGCUAGUUCAGUUGAGCCGGUGGGUUCUACUUUUCAGACGGACAGACGUACUAUCUAUGUCACGGACCGCCUCUUCCCUUAUUUGGUGCUAUCUCAUCUCGGAAAGAUAUAUAUUCGAGCCACGAGUCCAGUACAAUUGGAUUUCGCAGCAGUGUCAAUUCAAGAAAUUCUGAAGCUAUAUAAAGUCAGUGAAGCACUUACUUUUCGUGGAUCUUUGGGCGAAGGUCCUCGGCUUCGUACUUACUCUGCACCGAGUGGAGAUUCAGAGAACCUCGAUCUUCACGGAGAUGGGCAUAAUUUCUUCUCGGGUCAGAAACUUUGGUAUCUUUUUUCCGAGGAACUUCGGGAUCUUUUUGCACCACUUCUCAGUUCUAGGUAUGUUUUUAACGGAAAGAUUUUUUUGUAA
Protopolystoma xenopodis is the source of this 543-nucleotide messenger RNA. Lineage: Eukaryota; Metazoa; Platyhelminthes; Monogenea; Polystomatidea; Polystomatidae. The record is from the annotation of a GenBank genome assembly.